AAGAGAAGGAAUGAGACUGAAGCCACACGCUGCUGCGGGAACUGUCAGCGCUGAGCAGGGCUAAACUCAGUCCCCUUGCUUACAACAGGGAAAUAGACGGUACAUUGAAUCUGAUAUCCUGCCGAAGCCGCAGAUAAUGAGGACUUACCAUUGCCUACCACUAUUCAUCUGGACCUAUAUGUUUUAUACAGUUGAUGCUCUCCCAUUACAAGGAAAAGCUAACAGGGAUUUCCCAAGCAAAAGGAUGCCGAGUUUGACAAAAGAUCAUGGUAAAACGCUACAUCGCACCAAGCGCGGCUGGAUGUGGAAUCAGUUCUUCUUGUUGGAAGAGUACACGGGUACAGAUACACAAUAUGUAGGCAAGCUUCACACUGACCAAGAUAAAGGAGAUGGAAAUUUAAAGUACAUAUUAACAGGCGAUGGGGCUGGCAGUAUAUUCGUUAUAGAUGAAAAUACAGGAGAUAUUCAUGCUGUGAAGAAAUUAGACAGAGAAGAAAAAUCCCUGUACAUUCUUCGUGCCAAGGCUAUAGACAGAAAGACCGGGCGGCAGGUGGAACCGGAGUCUGAAUUUAUCAUUAAAAUCCAUGAUAUCAAUGACAAUGAACCAAGAUUCACAAAAGACUUAUACAUUGCGAGUGUUCCUGAAAUGUCUGGAGUAGGUACAUCUGUUAUACAAGUGACUGCGACGGAUGCCGAUGAUGCCAACUACGGAAAUAGUGCCAAAGUGGUCUACAGCAUAUUGCAAGGACAGCCAUAUUUCUCAGUGGACCCAGAAUCAGGUAUAAUAAAAACGGCAUUACCAGACAUGAGCAGAGAAAAUAGAGAGAAGUACCAAGUGGUUAUACAAGCCAAAGACAUGGGCGGCCAGAUGGGAGGCCUUUCUGGAACCACCACAGUGAACAUCACUCUGACAGACGUCAACAACAACCCUCCUCGAUUUCCCCAGAGUACGUAUCAAUUUAAUCCCCCUGAGUCCGUACCCCUGGGAACCCACCUUGGAAGAAUAAAAGCCAGUGACCCUGACGUGGGGGAAAACGCGGAGAUGGAGUACAGCAUCGCUGACGGGGACGGGGCUGGCAUGUUCGAAGUCAUCACUGACCAGGACACGCAGGAGGGGAUUAUAACUGUCAAACAGAAUUUAGAUUUUGAAAACAAAAUGCUGUACACUUUAAGAGUGGAUGCAAGUAACACGCACCCAGAUCCACGAUUCCUACACCUGGGACCUUUCAAAGACACAGCUGUGGUCAAAAUAUCUGUGGGAGACAUUGAUGAGCCUCCUGUGUUCAGUCAGGUUUCCUACUUGAUAGAGGUAGAUGAAGAUGUGAAGGAAGGCAGCAUCAUUGGGCAAGUCACAGCCUAUGACCCAGAUGCCACAAACAACUUCAUACAAUACUCUGUUGAUCGGCACACUGAUAUGGAUCGGAUUUUCAGUAUCCAUGCAGAAAAUGGCUCUAUUUUCACUUUAAAGCCCCUUGACCGGGAAUCAUCUCCAUGGCACAACAUCACCAUUAUAGCCACAGAAAUAAAUAACUCAAAACAAAGUAGUGAAAUUCCUGUCUUCAUCAGAAUUCUAGAUAUAAAUGACCAUGCUCCGGAAUUUGCCAUGUACUAUGAAACAUUUGUUUGUGAAAAUGCAAAACCUGGGCAGUUGAUUCAGACUGUCAGUGUCAUGGACAAAGACGAUCCUCCCCGAGGACACAAGUUCUUCUUUGAACCAGUACCAGAGUUUCCCCUCAACCCAAACUUCACCAUUGUAGAUAAUAAAGAUAACACAGCAGGAAUCAUGACUCGAAAAGAUGGGUAUAGCCGCUACAAAAUGAGCACCUAUCUACUACCAAUUUUGAUCUUUGACAACGAUUAUCCAGUUCAAAGCAGCACUGGCACGCUCACGAUCCGCGUGUGCGCCUGCGAUGGCCAAGGGAACAUGCAGUCCUGCAACGCCCAGGCCUUGCUCCUCUCAGCCGGCCUGAGCACCGGGGCCCUGGUGGCCAGCCUUCUCUGCGUGGUCAUACUCCUGGGUAAAGCGACGCCCCAAUGCCAUUCAGCCCUCAGCACUGACUACGGCUUCCUGGGCGACUGGGGGCCGCGCUUCCAGACGCUGGCCGACCUGUUCGGGGGCCAGGACAGCGACCGCGACUAGACAGCGGCGACCGGACGAGACAGCGGCGACCCGACUGGACAGCGGUGACCUUGACUAGACAGUGGUGACCUUGACUAGACAGCCGGUGACCUUGACUAGACGCCGGUGACC
This is a messenger RNA of Miniopterus natalensis, 2251 nucleotides long. The record is from RefSeq and is a predicted model, not a curated record. Lineage: Eukaryota; Metazoa; Chordata; Mammalia; Chiroptera; Miniopteridae.